Pristis pectinata (smalltooth sawfish) is the source of this 4260-nucleotide messenger RNA. RefSeq names its product nuclear receptor subfamily 3, group C, member 2 (gene nr3c2). Gene Ontology annotation, biological process: regulation of DNA-templated transcription. Lineage: Eukaryota; Metazoa; Chordata; Chondrichthyes; Rhinopristiformes; Pristidae. The coding region runs from base 1986 to 3332 and encodes 448 amino acids. The transcript has 9 exons. Gene Ontology annotation, molecular function: sequence-specific DNA binding; zinc ion binding; DNA-binding transcription factor activity. The record is from RefSeq and is a predicted model, not a curated record.
GGACGGCAGCGGCGGCGGCAGCGAGGGCUGCCACGAUCUGAGCGGCUCGCCAAUAUCACCAGAGAGCACGGAGCGAAGGCGAGAGGCAGCCGAGGCUGUCAUGGGCAGAAAGUUUAUCCUGUUUCACCACUCAGUUUGUGUUUUGUUUCGCCAACUUGGCGGCCUCGCGGGAAUAAAUUCAAGGAAGACAAGCCAAACUGUUCAUUCGGAAACCAAGCCGCCAGCUGCCUGGAUUGCAUAGUGAUUUAGUCUGUACAGUUUUAUUAAAAAAUAAAGAGUAUUGUACGUUCAGGAUCUUGGAAGGUUCAAUAUUUCUUGCUGUAGUGUUCGCCGACCUCAUAUCGCAAUGACUUGGAUGUGAAGGUGUAUUAAAGAACCAGCUAUGGAAACCAAAGGAUAUAUUGACUACCCAGAAACAAUGAAUAUUGGAAGACAGUGGCCUCUAAAUAACUUGCGUCCUGUGCUGGGAACAAUGAGAUUAGUAGCUGUGACAGCAAUGCAAUGACUGUUCUUGAUGUUAGUUGCAUACCUCCUGUUGCAAAGAGCGAUGAUGGAGAGAGAAGGCAGGAGCUGUCUCCCAUCCUUCACCAUCAACCAACUUACCAAGUGCAUCACCAAUAUCAGCAUUCUGGUUUUCUUGCUUCAGAUCCAAAGUGCCACCUAGGAUCUGCUAAAGAACUCUCAAAAACCGUUGCUGAGUCUAUGGGUUUGUAUAUGAAUUCUGUUAAAGAAAUGGAGAGUGAAUUUAACUACAGUAUGCAGGCUGAACAAAUGGAGGGAAGGUCCAGCAAUAUUAUUGAAAACAGUGAACAAGAAUUGGACCUUCAAGAGGAGAAGGCUAAUGCCAUCUCGUCACAGCGAGGGAUGAGGCGAUGUUCUUCUUCCUCUAGCCCUGGUAGAAAUAGUCGGGGUUCAUGCAUCUCCAGUCCUAUAAACUACAAUAAUUUAGGCUCUUCAGUAUCAAGUCCUAACAAUAUGAACUCUUGUGUUCCUAGUCCUGCUAAACUAAAUUACUUAGCUCUAUCUAGUCCAGAUGCUGUUAGCAAUUUGGAUCUUCCACCUCUAGCCCAGACAACAUGAAUAAUUUGAGUAAUUCUGUCACUAGCCCAACUGAUGUUCAUUGCGCUAUCUCAGGUUCUACUAAGCUAAGUAGCCUAGCCAGGUCUAGCCCUAGUAAUAUGAAACAGUUGUGCUCUUCCAUCUCCAGCCCUGUCCAUGUUGGUAACCUGUGUUCUUCAGUCUCAGUCCAAUAACAUGAGCUCUCCUCUUUCCACUCCUUCUAAUCUAGCUUCACCUCAUUCUGUCUCCACUAGUAAUACAAUUUGUCCAGCCCUAAUAUAACAGUGUGCCUCUCUCUCUCCAGCUCUGCUGUAAAUAAUCUUGCGCUUUCCCAUCUGCAGUCCUGCUGAUGGGUCAAGAAUGAUCAUCGAUCUCCAUCAGAACCCAGCAGUAGGAAAUAAGGAUCGUGAGGAAAUUAAUGUAUUUAAAAGACGAGAAAACAAAAGGUGAAUGUUUAGAGACAGGUUCAAUUAACAAUGACAAUCCUGUCCAGUUUAUAAAAACAGAAGUAGAAAGUGAUUUUAGUGGUUCACAUUUCCCAAGUAGAGGUAACUCUGACCUAUCUCAUUCAAUGUUCUCAAUGCCUUUAAAAUGUGAGAUGAAUGAAAAUGCUUGUAUGAACACAGUGUAUACUGGUCAAGUUCAGAAAAUCCCUUUUCAGAAAUUGCUCAUCAGCUGAUUGAUCUCAAGACAAAUUAUGGAGACGCAUUGGACCUUUAUGGAGUUUAGGGGCUCCUGCAUCUUCCUCUAGUUCUAGUUAUGGACAUGAUGCCUUUUUACAACCAAACACGACGGCAGUGAUCAAACAGGAGCCAAAUGACGAGGGCUACUGCCAAGCCACCUGUUCGCCUCCAUCCACUAUUGUAGGUGUGAACUCAACUGGACAAUCAUUUCAUUACAGAAUUGGAGCCAGUGGCACAAUUUCCAUGCCCUGUCCUUUUAUGAGAGAUCCGAGACCUCAGCUUUUAAAUUUAAUUACUCCAGUGUGCACUGUACUUGGAUCCUGGAAAUCACACUCUGUCAUGCCACAGAACUCCAUAGCUGGCAAAAAUGAUUGCUAUCCACUGCAAGGAUACGUUCCUGAGAAAAUGUCACGCUCCCCUAUUAGACUGGAUCGAAGCUGCUCAUCGGUGACCACAACACCUUCAAAGGUUUGUUUGGUUUGUGCGGAUGAGGCAUCAGGAUGUCAUUACGGUGUCCUUACCUGUGGUAGUUGCAAAGUUUUCUUCAAGAGAGCUGUGGAAGGGCAACAGAACUACUUGUGCGCAGGAAGAAACGAUUGCAUUAUUGACAAAAUCCGGAGAAAAAACUGCCCAGCUUGCAGAUUGCGAAAAUGUCUUAAUGCAGGAAUGAACUUGGGAGCACGGAAGUCUAAGAAACUAGGAAAGGUGAAAGGGCUACAUGAAGAGCAGCAACCUCCACACAGCCCUAAGGAAGGGAUCACGUUCACUGCUUCUUUGCCGGAACCCACAGGAAGCACUGCGCUUGUUCCCCAUUUCUCACUUAUGCCACCCCAUGUAAACCCGACCCUGAUCACCAUUCUCGAAGCCAUUGAACCCGAAGUGGUUUAUGCAUCGUACGAUAACAGUCAGGCAGACACAACCAAUCGCCUGUUGUCCUGUUUGAACAGGUUGGCUGAGAAACAGAUGGUUCGAAUAGUGAAGUGGGCAAAAGGUCUUCCAGGAUUCCGUACAAUGGCACUUGACGACCAAAUGACUCUGCUCCGGUACUCUUGGAUGUGUUUAAUGACGUUUGGCCUUAUUUGGAGAUCAUACAAACAGACCAAUGGCACAAUGCUUUACUUUGCACCAGACUUGGUGUUCACUGAACAGCGGAUGCAGCGGUCAGCAAUGUAUGAACUAUGUCAAGGGAUACAAGGCAUCAGCAUUGAAUUUGUACGCUUACAACUGACUCACGAGGAGUUCCUGUGCAUGAAAGUCCUUCUCCUGCUUGGCACAAUUCCAAAAGAUGGCCUAAAAACUCAAAGUUCAUUUGAUGAGAUGAGGACAAAUUAUAUCAAGGAGUUGAGACGAGUUAUAGCAAGAAAUGAAAAUCACACAGGACAAAACUGGCAACGGUUUUAUCAGUUGACCAAAGUCCUGGACUGUAUGCAGGAGCUGGUCAGUGGGCUGCUACAGUUCUGCUUCUACACGUUUGUGGAAUCAAAAGCACUAAAGAUUGAAUUCCCAGAUAUGCUGGUGGAAAUCAUCAGUGACCAGUUGCCAGAGGUCACAGCAGGAAUGACCAAAACCCUUUUUUUUCACAAGAAGUGAUCCUCAAAGAUGAACUUUGCCUUAAACUUUCCUCCUCAUGUUUUGCUGGCUUUAAAAAUUAUUUUAGCAGGCUUGGUGUCCUGUAUGUUGCUAUACACUAAAGAAAAGCUUCAUGAAGGUUUUGGACUGAUAAAAUACAGAAAUGUAUUAAUGAGAUGAAAAGGGAUAUAUUCAAAGGUUAAAAGGAAUUUGGAGAAAAGUAUUUUUUGAAAGAAUUAUAUUUUGGCAGGAAAAAUUGUAAUACAGUCUCUUUUUUAAAGGUAAAAUUUUGUAAAGUGAAAUGUUUCUGCAUGCAUAAAGAGCUGACGUUUACAGUGUAUUUAAGAAAGGGAAAGUUGUGCCUUUUUAGUAUCAUAUCUAAUUUAACCAUUUUACAGCAUUUGCUGUAAAUAAACCACAGAUUUACUAGCCGAAUUAUAUUAUAUUAAAUAUUUCUAUUUUGUAAUUAAUUUCCUGUUAACUAAUUGUUUUCCUCUUUGCUUGUCAAUGGUGACUUUUGCUUUGUAACAAUAUUGCUUUUUGCUGCACUGUUAAGAAGCUUUCCAGGUUCCAUCCUUGUUGUUUUGUGCAGUAGCCAUAGGGAACUAAGUACUGGAUGAAAUGGCAAAAAGGUGCAUAUGGCUCACUUUUCUUACAACUUUCCAAACAAAUAUGCUGAGUAGCAGGGUUGAACCGUGCCCUGAGAAUCAUGUCCUUUCCAACCUUUUUAGAAGUCUAAUAAUUUUCUGUGCUUUGCUAUAUAGUUCUGUAUAUUAUGCUGUUGGAGUCCUGAUGUAGCACUUUUGGUAAUUCAUACACUGUACUUAUCCAAAUGAUAUGCAGAAUUAUAAAAUAGUUCUAAAUAAGUUGAUUUAUAUUUCCUUGGAAGCACUUAAGCAUCUACAUUUGUGUCAGCAAAGAAUAUUAAAAAUAUGAUGAUUAAGUUACU